GUUUUACCACUGGUUGAGUUCGAAGUUUCUGAUGACAUUUCGGCCGAUGAAGCACGUCAGCUGAUUGAAGCUGAACCACCACUAUCUAACACGGAUAGCAAUCCCUUCCAAAAACAGCUACAAAAGAAGGGAGUCAAGUUGAUGGCUGAUCGAGAAAUAUUACUAAGUCUCGAGAAGAAUCAAGUGAUCAUUGCCGAUCUACCAAAACCGUUGAAAAUUCGUUUUUACUACAGCAUCAUUCCUGAAAUAUCGAUCACUAUCUGCAACUCAUGCUUCCGGAUGUUCCAUGCGGACGAUUUCGAGAUGGCAUAUCUUCGCAGUGGUGGGUGUCCGUUCUGUCGUAAUGUGCCGCAAAGGAACUCAAAUGCAAUCAGCGUGGAUGACGAUGAACUUGACGACCUAUGA
Anisakis simplex (herring worm) is the source of this 405-nucleotide messenger RNA. The record is from the annotation of a GenBank genome assembly. NCBI's taxonomy places the organism in Eukaryota, Metazoa, Nematoda, Chromadorea, Rhabditida, Anisakidae.